UUGUUCAGGCAGAACUUCCGCGAUGGAUGGGAACCCGGAGGAGCAUCAUUUGCCGUAUUUGUAAAAGGAGAAAAGGUAGUAGACAUAUGGGGCGGAUACGCCGAUAAGCAAGCUGUCCGCACCUGGAAGGAGGACACGAUUACGAUAACGUUCUCCAUUACUAAAGCUGUGUCAGCACUGUGUAUAGCUGUGCUCGCCGAUCGAGGCCGCCUCAAUUACGACGAUCCUGUCGCGAAACAUUGGCCAGGAUUUGCGAAAAAUGGCAAAGAAAAUAUCACCAUCGAAUGGGUUCUGUCGCACAUGGCCGGUCUACCGUACUUAGAUGCGAUGAUUACUCAGGAAAUGGCACUCGAUCACAAUAUAAUGAGAGAGGUGUUAGAGAAUGAAGCACCAAAGCUGCCACCUGGACAGAAUACCACCUAUCAUGCAUACACCUUAGGAUGGCUCCUGGAUCAAAUCGUAAGGCAUAUAGAUGAGAAGCAUCGAGGAGUCGGGCAGUUUCUCAGGGAAGAAAUCACAAAACCACAUGGAGUCGACUACCACAUUGGUUUGAAGCCUUCUGAGGAGCGUCGGGUGGCUAGAAUGACUCCGCCGUCAGUCCCGCAAAUAUUCUCAGAAAUGUGGCAUAACCCGAAAGUUGCACGGGUCGUCCGCACUUUCUACAAUAUGAACGAGGACACGCUCAUUGGAAGGGCAAUGCGAAAUGCCCCAUGGAUAGACGUUGCGGACAAGUGUACAGUAAACAGCCCUGAACUGCAUGCACUGGACCAAGCGGCUCUCACUGGUUUGGGGAACGCGCGCUCCCUGGCUUACUUAUUCAGCCUGGUCAGUUACUUCUAUUCACAAUGCAGUGUCGUUAUCGGUUGUCGUUUUCGUAAUGACGCUUAUUCAAAAAUGCUGCGUGGAGUGUCUUACUCGGCAUGGAUGGCUCCGCUCUCACACUAUGCAGUUGGCAAUCACUUUCAACCGCUGCUGUAA
Cooperia oncophora is the source of this 978-nucleotide messenger RNA. The record is from the annotation of a GenBank genome assembly. Lineage: Eukaryota; Metazoa; Nematoda; Chromadorea; Rhabditida; Trichostrongylidae.